Helicoverpa zea (corn earworm) is the source of this 3307-nucleotide messenger RNA. Its product is annotated as telomere length and silencing protein 1 homolog. Gene Ontology annotation, cellular component: spliceosomal complex. The transcript has 2 exons. Gene Ontology annotation, biological process: mRNA splicing, via spliceosome. Bases 171 to 1094 code for a protein of 307 amino acids. The record is from RefSeq and is a predicted model, not a curated record. NCBI's taxonomy places the organism in Eukaryota, Metazoa, Arthropoda, Insecta, Lepidoptera, Noctuidae.
UUGUAGUACGUUGUACUUUUUUGAAAUUGGUCAAUAGUUUAAUUGAUUAAAAGUGCGUAGGUAUGACGUUGUACCAAGUGGUUGUGGAAAUUUAAGAAAUUAUUUUACAUAAAAUUUUUCAUUGAGUAAUACUAACUAUAAAUUGUAUACUGUAUACUAUUGUCAAUAAAAUGGAAGGAGAAGCUACACAAGAUCCUAUAACGCAGGACGAAGAAAUUAAGUUUAAACCCAAGAAGAGAAAGAAUCUUCGCCAGCGAAUAAAAGUCGAUGAUGAUGAUGAUUCUGAAGAGGAACACAUCUUGGCAAAAUUGGAAGAGACAAAAGUUUUACAGAAACUUCGAGAACGACCCAAUGGCGUUAGUGUAGUGGCUUUGGCUACCGGACAAAAGACCACGUUAGAAGAAGAAAUCACAUGUAAAGAUCCUUUUAAAGUUAAAGCUGGUGGCAUGGUGAAUAUGCAAGCGUUAAAAAGUGGCAAGGUAAAGCAAGUGGACGAUGCGUAUGAUACUGGCAUAGGCACACAAUUUUCGGCCGAGACAAACAAACGCGAUGAAGACGAAGAGAUGAUGAAGUAUAUUGAAGAACAAUUGGCCAAAAGAAAAGAGGGACAUAACGAAGAUGUGAAGGAGUCUGAACAUAAUGACACUUUAAAAUAUUUGUCACCUGAAGAAGCUGCCCUAUUAUCAUUGCCAGAGCAUCUAAGGGUUUCAUCAGCACACAGAUCUGAGGAGAUGCUUUCUAAUCAGAUGCUCAGUGGUAUACCUGAAGUGGACUUAGGUAUUGAUGCAAAAAUUAAAAAUAUUGAAGCCACAGAGGAAGCCAAAAUGAAAUUACUGUGGGAGAGACACAAUAAAAAAGAUUGUCCGUCACAAUUUGUGCCCACGAAUAUGGCAGUGAACUUUGUGCAACACAACAGGUUUAAUAUGGACAGUGAUGUAGCUAAGAAAAGAAAACAAGAAAAACCAGAAGUGACUAAAACUAACAAUAGUGUUAUAGACGAUAGUGUAGAUAAAAUAGUUAAGAAAGCUAAAGGUGAAAGGGCGACUGAUGAUUAUCAUUAUGAGAAGUUUAAGAAACAGUUCAGAAGAUAUUGACAUGCUUGUUUUAUUUAUUGAGUCCUUGUUUAGUAAUUUGAUUCUUCCUUAUAGCUAUUAUACUUUUAUAGCACAUGAAGCUUCUUUUAUAUUAUGUUUUAGGAUUAUUUGCUUCAAAGUUGAUUUAUGUGUGUUGUCAGAAUUAUGUAUAUUGGUUUCAUACAGUUUUGUAUAUCUUACAGAACUGAAUCCAGCCAUUUUAAAUAUCUCAAUUGUUAUCUAGGAGUUGUAUUGGUCAUUUUUACCGACGAGUUUGCUAGCUGUUGUUUUCUUUCGUUUAAAGUUUUAGUCAUAUAUUUCUAUUUAUUUAUUUUUUUCUUUAAAUAUGUUCAUUGAAUUGUGUAGAUUUAAUCAAUUUGGGUAAAAUGGUUUCUUUAUCUCUAAAAAAUGAAUAAAUGAAAGAAUGAACAUAAAAAGUAAUGCAAUCUUUGAAGUGCAGGUGAAAAAUUUAACAUGGUCACAGAGCAAAAAAGGAAAAGAGAAAAAGACUCAGAGGAUGAUGAUGAUGAUGAGAGAAAAAUUUGCUUCAAAGUUGGUUUUUGUGUGUUGAGAGAAAUAUGUAUAUUGGUUUCAUACAGUUUUGUAUGUCUUGUAGAUCUGAAUCCAGCCAUUUUAAACAUCUCAAUUGUUGUAUUGGUCAUUUUUACUGGUGAGGUUGCUAGGUGUUGUUUGUUUUCUUCCACUUAAAAUUUUGGUCAUAUAUUUCUAUUUAUUUAAUUUUUCUUCAAAUGUGUGCAUCAAAUUGUGUAUUUUCCGAUAAAUCGAUGAAAAAAUAUAUUUUAUUGAUUUGAUUAAUUUGGGUAAAAUGGUUUCUUUAUGUCCAAAAAUGAAUGAAUGAAAGAAUGAACAAAAAAAGGACUGCAAUCUUUGAAGUGCAAGUGAAAAAUUUAACAUGGUCACAGAGCAGCUUUCCUGUCUUGUUUUGUUUGGUUUUGGUUGCGUCUGAAUUCGUCUUUCUACUUAAAAUACUUUAAAUUAUAUUGAAACUUGUUAAAUGAGAACAGAGUAAGUGAGAAAACUUCAUAGCUAGAACUCAUGAUGCGAUUUCAACACUUGUUUACCAUAAGUGGGGAUAAUUGGACGUAGUUAUGCCAAAAUGUUUCAUCCCACAGUAAGUUGAAUUUGAGAUAAAAGCAUUUACGCGUUUCAAUUGUAUUCUCUUUUUAUUCUAACUAGUAAAGGUCUAUACUAAAGGUUUUAUUGUUGAAUUAUAUUGUGUUUAGAUAAUCAUAUGUUAAAUUUUGGGCUAUUCACUAUAUAAUAAGAAAAAAUAUAUAUAUUGGUACUGGAACAUUUAACAUAAUUAAUAUUUACAUGAACAUAGCUUCAAAUUAAUUUUGCACAAACGUUCCAGGUACUUUUUAUCCAUCUGUACCUACCGUAAUUUUUUAUUUAAAUUUUACAUAAUCAUUAGAUUUAAAUAAAAAUAUGUUAAACCUGAACAACAUAUAAAAGAAUGAUAGUCUACUAUAUAAAAAUAAGUCGAGUUUUCUUUCCUGACGCUAUAACUCCAGAACGCACGAACCGAUUUCCACGGUUUUGCAUUCGUUGGAAAGGUCUCGGGCUCCGCGAGGUUUAUAGCAAAAAAAAAAUCAGGAAAAACAAAAAAAAAAAUAUCACCAAACAAAAUGUUACAUAAAACGAAGCCAUCUGGUGGCUAAACAGAGUUCGCUAGGUUUGCUAGUUGCUUAUCAAUUUGCAUUUCGAAAUCUGGUUCCCCACCAAGCCCAUCGACAUCAUCUGUGAUUCCCUCCGUACUCUUUAGGUUUUUAUAAAAUUCAUGACAAUCCUCGGGAUGUCCUGAAACAUAGAUUUUAACUCAAUCAACAUCGCUAAUUUGGCUGGAGCAAUGGCUUCCAUCUGGCCACAACAAACAGAAAUCGGACAUGUUAAUAUUUCGUGUUUCCCCUCUAACUUUUCUUUCAAUACUUAAUUCCUUGUAAUCUUCGCAAUAAAGUACUCUGUGAUUCUUCCUAUAACGAUGAUUUCAUAAACAUUUAAAACACUUUCUCUUAUUCUAGUCUUAUUUCUUUUGUAAUUAACCAAUUAACUAUUGUUUUGGAUCGUUUAGACCGCGCUACUGUAAUUUUGCAAAAACGUUCCAAAUAUAAAUGGAACAUUUUGUUACAAAAUAAAAUGGCUUAACAUGGUUUUGCUAAAACGCUACAAGAUUGUUGAGGCGUUUUGACUAAAUAAAUAUAUUGUUUCGUAAA